AAACACUGCACCACUGGACGGAGCUGGUACAACUCUAGUGGAGCACUCCAACUACGGACCCACCACCAUGGCUUUUACCGCCUUCUCUUGGAUUGCCUUAAUUUGUCUAUCUAUGACUACUCAUUUAAUUGGAGUACAGUGUCGCGCGGUUAAGGAGUUACUGUCAACGUCAUCCGCUUUUCAGGAUGGACACAAUACUUUACACACAGAUAUCUUGAGACGGUGGCGACGGGAGAGCGAGGCGACACAGCGGCAACAUUGCGCACUGUUGGCAGUGCCUUGGAUAGAAACCAACGCGCUCCCGAUGGAUUUGGCACAGCUACAUCGUCUCCGGGUGCUUUCAAUGCCCCAAGGAGGUUUACGGCGUGCAGUCUUUCCAGAGCAACCUCUAUUCCGUUUUGUCAGACGGGUCUAUCAUUGCUGUCAGUUACGUUUCCAUUGCAGAGGCGUCAAGGGGAUUCAGGGUCGUAUCAGUGGAGGUAGGAAUCUAAAUCCAGUCAUUUGAAGUAGAUUCUCAGCCAUUUAUUGUGCCUACUAUUGGACUAAAUAAGUAGGCCUAUGUAGACAGACAUACAAUAAAGAAUCUCAAUUCAAAGUGCCUUUUAGACUUGGGUUUUAUAGAAAAUAACAUUCAUUCUAGUGAGAAAUGGGGCCACUGUCACAUUCUGAGUGGUACUUUUUUCAUUUAGGCCUUACAUAAUGAUUUUAUUUUUCCCACUAGAUACAGACAUGGAGUUCCUUCUCAGUCAGGAUGUUCUGUCAGUGACAGUUAUGAGAGCUGAGAUUCAUCUCCAUGUGUUGAAUCCUCAACAGCUGAACAUUGAGCCUGUUCUUUCCUACAUGGCAAAACGCAAGCUUCCCACACGGUAAGAGUCCUGGUUGACAUGAUUGCACACUUACUUAGCUGUAUUACCUCAACUUUUUAUAUAACUAUAUUCCAUAUCUAUGGAAACUGAAAGAUGUGAUUAUGAGGCUAAAGUACUAUGGUCCUGACUCCACUCUUAACCUUUUUAUUCCACAGAUACAGUUUGUGGUCAAAAGAUAACGUUCUGGAGCUUCAAGUGGAUCUGCUGUUCCUAUUCCAAGGUCUUCAGGAGGCAGCUGGUGGUGCCAUAGGGGGGCCAAGCCUAGUUGACAUGCGGAAAGUGGGGGAGCUUUCAAGUGGGGGUUCACGAGAAAGGCCAGGAGCUCCAUGGUCUCUGCAGGAUACCAAUGCUGAUCUGUGGGGGGAGGGGCUGGGCCCCCUGCUGACCAAUGCGGAGUUGGGCCUUGCCCUGAACUGUGACAUGGGGGGAGUGGAGGUAUCUUGUGAGCAAAAUGGAGUCCACCUAUUACACUCUCCAUUCAUUGCUCUCUCCUACAGA
Molecule: messenger RNA, 1364 nt
Organism: Coregonus sp. 'balchen'
Lineage: Eukaryota; Metazoa; Chordata; Actinopteri; Salmoniformes; Salmonidae
Source: the annotation of a GenBank genome assembly